This is a messenger RNA of Tremella mesenterica DSM 1558, 726 nucleotides long. RefSeq lists its product as uncharacterized. Gene Ontology annotation, cellular component: cytosol; mitochondrial intermembrane space. Gene Ontology annotation, molecular function: 3,4-dihydroxy-2-butanone-4-phosphate synthase activity. The transcript has 3 exons. The record is from RefSeq and is a predicted model, not a curated record. The coding region runs from base 1 to 726 and encodes 241 amino acids. Gene Ontology annotation, biological process: aerobic respiration; riboflavin biosynthetic process. Lineage: Eukaryota; Fungi; Basidiomycota; Tremellomycetes; Tremellales; Tremellaceae.
AUGUCCGCUCCGACACUCGUUUCCGACUCACCUAUCAACCCCUCAAUACCAUUCACUUUCGAUCCCGUUGAGUUCGCCGUUGAAGCUAUACGAAAUGGGGAGUUCGUCGUGGUGAUGGAUGAUGAGAAUAGGGAGAACGAAGGUGAUGUCGUUUGUGCCGCUAGCAAAGUCACUACAGAAGGUAUGGCAUGGAUGAUAAGAGCUACAAGUGGAUAUAUAUGUCUUUCCCUUCCCCCACCUAGACUCAAACAACUCUCUUUACCUCCUUUACUCCCACCUUCAGGAAUUUCACAAGAUCCUAAAGGAACAGCAUACCAUUUGACGGUAGAUACAUCAAAUACGAGACAUCCCACCACCACUGGUAUCUCAGCUCAUGAUAGGGCUUACACGGCGAGAUUGUUGUCGGAUGAGAACUCUGUAGACGAGGAUUUCACGAGACCGGGACAUAUGGUCACUUUGAGAUAUACAACAGGAGGGGUGAGACUGAGGAGAGGACAUACAGAGGCAGCUGUUGACCUUUGCUACCUCGCCGGAUUACCACCAGCAGGUCUUCUUUGCGAACUCGUUCAUCCCACAGAUCCAUCAGGUAGCAUGGCUCGACGAGAUGAUUGUUGGAGGUUCGCCAAGAUGUGGGGGAUCAAGAUUGUCAGUAUCGAAAGUCUCGUCGAGUAUCUAGAAAAGGACGACAAGGGUUUAGUGCCCAAUCCUUCGAUCAACGGACAUUGA